Molecule: messenger RNA, 216 nt
Organism: Funneliformis caledonium
Lineage: Eukaryota; Fungi; Glomeromycota; Glomeromycetes; Glomerales; Glomeraceae
Source: the annotation of a GenBank genome assembly
AUGAAGGCUGAGCUAAAACUUCUCAAAAAGAAAAAGAAAUAUAUAGAGUUAGUUAAAGGUAGAUUGGAUUCAGUCAGUGAAUCUAACCUAAUAGUGAGCGUAAUUAAGGAUGUUCUAUCUUCGACAAAAGAUACGAAGAAGCAUACUGAGAUAGUCCAAAUCUUAGAUCCUUUUAUUGAUGUAGUAUAUACUACUUUUAGAAAAGAAUACAGUUCU